CCCAUCACACCGGCAACCGAACGUUCAUUGGACGUUCGAACAGCUGGUGACGGUGUUGUCAGCGCGCGGCGGCGGUUCGUGUGUUGUUGUGGUUUAAAGAUGUCUCGUGCGGGGUUGCGCUGCCCGGACUGCGGCUCCUCCAACGUUGUGGACGAUGAGCUGUACUGUCAGGCCCAGACGGUGUGUGUGGACUGCGGCUCCGUGGUGUCCGAGGGAGCGCUGACCCACGAACCGUUCGGAGGUCCAGAAAUCAGCUACAGCCGAACCACAGCCGUGGCCAAAAGGCCGUGUGUAAACCUGAUAAAGGGUCUGCAGCGUGUCACUGCCAUGUGUCGGAUUCUCAGGGUCAACAAAGAGAUCGAGGAUCUCUCACAGACUUAUUUCAAUCAGGCAUAUGAGCACAAAAGUUUCAUCAAAGUGACCUUCCAGAAGAAAGAAGUUCUCGCUGGGUGCUGUGUGCUCGUAAGCUGCAGACUGCUCAAUUGGCCCCUCACCACGGGAACCAUCAGCUGCCUGCUGGAUGCCGACCCGAUGGUGGUGGGCGCGGUUUAUAAAGAAAUGGUCAAGAUUCUCAACAUCACGGCUCCGAUCGUCAACGUGGCGGAUGUAGUGGAGGCCCACAGUCAGGAGUACAAAAUUAGCUCACUUCAUGUUCCUGAAGAAUUGGCUGAGAACUCCAAGGACCUGACCCAACGUGCCUUGGCCCUGGUGGAGCUGGCAGCAGAUACCUGGAUUGUGACUGGUCGGAAGCACAUCCCCAUCAUGAUGGCGGCGAUAUAUUUGUCUUGGCAGUCCUUGAAGCCCAACAAGCACCGCCUGAAAUUCUCUCUGGAAAAAUUCUGUCAGAUGGCCAAAGUACAUAAGCACAAACCUGCUUUGAAGAGAAUCGCUGAGAUAAAGGAGGUACUGUGUAAGCUGGGUAAGGAGAUUCCCUGGGUCAGGGAAGCGGUGACACCAGAUAAUGUUGUUCAGCAGGUGGAGGAUAUUCUACAGCACAGGUACGCCCUGCUAAGGAGGGCUCUGAGAACCCACGAGGACGCUCUAACUGAGGAGACCGCUCCCUCCCAAACCUCAGAGCUGGCAGAGCAGGCUCCAGAUGUAUCCGCUGUGGAGCAAUGUGAGCCGGACACUGACAGGGCCCAGCGACCAGGAGAUGGAUGCACAGUAUCUGAGCUGCACAGUGACAGUCAGGAGAGCCAAGAUCCAUCAGCAGGCUGGGGGAAGAGAGUGCUGUUUGCUCCCCCGUGUGUGAUCCAUGCUAAGAAAAGGAGGGCGGAGCAGCCUGAGCUCAAGGAUGUGACUGGUGAUGAGGAAAUCUCCGACAGUGAAAUCGAGUCGUACAUCCGCACUCCUCGGGAAGUUCGAGAUUUUGCUCUGACACAGAAGAUAUUAGAGAUAGAGAACUCCUAACCAGUUGUGUAUAGAGACCAAUAUUCAGUUUGUUGGUUAUAGCUGUUCGAUGCAAGUAUCUCAUUCUAAGGAUGCAGGUAUCUUAUUUCCGUAAGCCUUGGUUCAUAUAGAGAUGCUACAACCUUUUUUAUGUUGUAUCCAGUAACAGACUGUAUCUGUUUAUUGCUGUGCUGUUUAUACUUGCUUUUCUACUAAAUAAAGUUAUUGGACGCAUCA
Molecule: messenger RNA, 1626 nt
Organism: Morone saxatilis (striped sea-bass)
Lineage: Eukaryota; Metazoa; Chordata; Actinopteri; Moronidae
Gene: brf2
Product: BRF2 RNA polymerase III transcription initiation factor subunit
Exons: 4
Coding region: 100-1410 (436 amino acids)
Biological process (GO): transcription initiation at RNA polymerase II promoter; transcription preinitiation complex assembly
Cellular component (GO): nucleus; transcription preinitiation complex
Molecular function (GO): TBP-class protein binding; RNA polymerase II general transcription initiation factor activity
Source: RefSeq, a predicted model, not a curated record